Messenger RNA from Aspergillus alliaceus, 780 nucleotides. RefSeq lists its product as uncharacterized. The transcript is spliced from 2 exons. The record is from RefSeq and is a predicted model, not a curated record. NCBI's taxonomy places the organism in Eukaryota, Fungi, Ascomycota, Eurotiomycetes, Eurotiales, Aspergillaceae. Bases 1 to 441 code for a protein of 146 amino acids.
AUGGCGCGGGCCUUGUUUACUGAGGAAGAAGUGCGGCUAGCCUCCGAGCGAUGCCUAAAAUAUCAAGGGUCGGCCAAAGUCAGCAUCGACGAAAUUGAAUUUGACCCACCAUUGCCUCGAGAUCUGGACUCGAAAAAUUUAGACAGAAUUUGCCAGAUCUUUCGAAAGAACCACUGCCGUCGCCUUGACGUGGAGAACCGUAUUCCUGUGAUCGUAUCUCGAAAUGAUCUCGCCGCGGCGCUCCAGCAAGCAAAGGUGACGGCCGGCGCUUUGAUGACUAAGACUGCCGAGCGUUUUCCCAGUCUCCGAUUCCCACCCGGUCAACUGCUGGGCCUGCAUGGGCGACAUCGUGCGCAGGCCGGCUCCACGGUGCUGGCGCCCAUCGACCGAUGGUGGGCCGUAGACCUAUAUUUUAACGGUUCGGUCGCUAUCCUGUCCUAGCUCCCGAAACUCUGAAAACUGACUGUCGCUUCGGUACAGAUAUUAGUGAGGACCUUAGGACAACCUUAGUAGAAGAAUAUGCCAACCAAAAGACCCCAACUGACGGCGAAAUAUAUCGCAAAAUACGACAAUAUGAAGGAGAGCAGAACGAGCCUUUUCGAGAGCGGUGGUUUGUACGAUUGUCAAAAAGCAACCAAGGCCGACUGGAACAACUCGACAACCGCAAAAAUCGCCGGCUUCGCGGCGCUUUUGAUAAAUUGCUACGUAUCCCAGGCGUUUGGCCCAACGGGAUGAGAAUCAGCAUGCUACAUCGUCUGAUUGCUACUGACUGUGUAGAAG